Aspergillus pseudonomiae is the source of this 1584-nucleotide messenger RNA. Its product is annotated as cytochrome P450. The transcript is spliced from 13 exons. Lineage: Eukaryota; Fungi; Ascomycota; Eurotiomycetes; Eurotiales; Aspergillaceae. The coding region runs from base 1 to 1584 and encodes 527 amino acids. The record is from RefSeq and is a predicted model, not a curated record. Gene Ontology annotation, molecular function: monooxygenase activity; iron ion binding; heme binding.
AUGUCUCCUCACUGGCCACUCCUGGGCGUAUUCUGCUUGCUAGGGGGGCUGUGUGUGGCUCUUUACCAACAUUCUGGCCGCUCGAAAACGCUGCCGCUCCCCCCGCAACCCAGUGGCGGCCUGGUCCUGGGAAACCUGUUAGAAGUUCUCAGAGCAAGUAAGGAAAGUCUCCAGCAUAUAUUGAUGCAAGAAUGGGCGCGGGAGCAUGGCGAAGUCUGUCGUGUGCGCCUCGGUCCGGAGAUUAUGGAUCGAUCAUCGGCGAUAUCAUCAGAGCGCCCGCGGUGGAUUGUCAGCAACGAACUCAUCUGCAACCGGCUCAACGUCCUCUUGCUUCACGGAAGUGAUCCGCGUUGGAAGGUAAGACCAAAUUUCAGAUCUGGCCUGUCCACCGAAGCUAAGCUUGUUGAUUGUAGGAUCCUUCAAUAUGAGACAGCAAGGUUUCUUUAUGAUAUUGCGAAUAACCCAGAAGCCGGUCAGGAUGGUGUUCGGAUACUAAGGUUGAUUGCUCGCUAUACGUAUAGUGCUUUCGCAACACAGACCUUCGGCAUGGACAUACCUAACGCUGAUGAUCCUGUUAUUGAAUAUAUACACGAGACAGGUCUGGCGCAAAUACUGGGUACCAUCCCCGGAAUGCACAUGGUUGAUAUUUUCACGUGGUUGAAUUAUCUACCUCUCUGUCUCAAGCCAUGGGAGCGAGAUGCCAGGAAACGAUCCAAGCGAGACUUGGAAUGGUGCAUGGCGCGACUGGAGAGAAUAAAAGAUCCCGCGUUUGCAGGGCAGUACAUGGCAGACGCCUUUCUUCCUUCCGUCAUCCAAGCCCCCGACCGUGGGGGCUUCACCACUGAGGAACAAGCAGCCUAUUUGUCACUUCAGCUUAUCAUUGGCGCGGCAGACACGAGCCAGAUCUCGACUUGGUCGUUCCUCGAAGCGAUGCUACAAUAUCCGGACGUCCAGCAGAAGGCACGAGCCCAGAUUGAGGCGGUGGUGGGCGAUCGCCUGCCCGACUUUGCUGACCUAGAGCGCAUUCCGUACAUUCGAUGCAUCAUGAAAGAGCUCUGGCGGUGGCGGCCCCCUGUAUCCCUCGGCCAUCCACACGUCACCACGAAGGACAUAAUCUAUAAGGGGCAACAGAUCCCUAAAGGUGCCCGGUUGCAUCUCAACGCAUGGGCCAUCUCACACGACCCGAAAAGGCACGAAGACCCAGAUCGUUUCUGGCCUGAAAGAUACGCUGAUGACCAUACAACAACAAUGCAGAGUAUCAACUCGUCGGACGUGACCAAGCGCGAUCACUUUGCAUUCGGUGCGGGCCGUCGUAUCUGCCCCGGCUAUCACGUCGCCGAACGAUCACUCGCCAUUGCGAUGAUGAGGAUCCUCUGGGCCUUCGAGGUUAAGUGGGCCGAGGGGACAAAACACCCUGUCGAUCCAUUGACGUACACGCGCCGCUCCGAGAUGCCUGGGAAUCCAUCGUCCAGACUUCCCGUCGCACUGCGAGUCUUGAACCAGAAAAAGGCAAAGAUUAUCAAUAACACGUUCCAGGCGCUGCAGCAAGAGCGAUUACCUAUAGCGACUCCUCUCACGCUAUAA